Carlito syrichta (Philippine tarsier) is the source of this 1209-nucleotide messenger RNA. It is a transcript of the gene RHOB, whose product is annotated as ras homolog family member B. Gene Ontology annotation, biological process: small GTPase-mediated signal transduction. Lineage: Eukaryota; Metazoa; Chordata; Mammalia; Primates; Tarsiidae. Bases 379 to 909 code for a protein of 176 amino acids. Gene Ontology annotation, molecular function: GTP binding; GTPase activity. The transcript has 2 exons. The record is from RefSeq and is a predicted model, not a curated record.
UGCCACCGCAGUCCGGCUGUAGUUGCCCGCCCUCCUGUGCUCCCGGCGAGGCCUCGAGAGACCCGGGAGGGAGCUAGGCCGAGUCCACAGCCCGAGCUAGCGUGGCGCACAAAGCUGCAGACCCCGGGCCGGGGCGAGCAGAGGCGGCCGCCGCCCGGGAGCAGCGCGGCGAGACUCACGGCGCACCCUAUGCCCCCGCUCCCCCACCGCCCCCGCCGCGGCAGCCGGAGCGCAGCGAGAGGACGCGCCACCGCAGGGCCCGGGUGCAGCUAGCGACCCUCGUGCCCAGCGCGCGGCCGGAGGUGAGCAGUGAGCGGCGAGCGGGACGGCAGCGAGGCGUUCGCGGGCCCCCUCCUGCUGCCCGGGCCCGGCCCGCUCAUGGCGGCCAUCCGCAAGAAGCUGGUGGUGGUGGGCGACGGCGCGUGUGGCAAGACGUGCCUGCUGAUCGUGUUCAGUAAAGACGAGUUCCCCGAGGUGUACGUGCCCACCGUCUUCGAGAACUAUGUGGAGGACUACGACCGCCUGCGCCCGCUCUCCUACCCGGACACCGACGUCAUCCUCAUGUGCUUCUCGGUGGACAGCCCGGACUCGCUGGAGAACAUCCCCGAGAAGUGGGUGCCGGAGGUGAAGCACUUCUGCCCCAACGUGCCCAUCAUCCUGGUGGCCAACAAGAAAGACCUGCGCAGCGACGAGCACGUCCGCACAGAGCUGGCCCGCAUGAAGCAGGAACCCGUGCGCACGGAUGACGGCCGCGCCAUGGCCGUGCGCAUCCAAGCCUACGACUACCUCGAGUGCUCGGCCAAGACCAAGGAGGGCGUGCGCGAGGUCUUCGAGACGGCCACGCGCGCCGCGCUGCAGAAGCGCUACGGCUCCCAGAACGGCUGCAUCAACUGCUGCAAGGUGCUAUGAGUGCCGCGCCAGCCCCUGUCGGCGCGGCUCCGGGUCCUGGACCCGUCCCCCACGAGCCCGGAGAAGGGAAGACCCGCGCCUCCCACGAACCCCACCUGGCAUCUGUCUGCUGGCGGCUCUGGCUCAAGCGCCGGGAAUCGGCGUGGGCACGGGGCGCCCCUUUCCAGUGUCUGUGUGUGUCCAGCUGUGUUGCACAGGCCUGGGCUCCCCGCUGAGUGCCAAGGGUCCCCUGAGCAUGCUUUUCUGAAGAGCCGGGCCUCAGAGUGUGUGGCUGUGUGUCUGUUCGACUCCCCUCGCCCC